AUGAAGUCAACCUCUUUUUGAGCGCUAAAGAAUUUUAAUAUCACUUACAUAACAUUUGUUUACCCGUUUAUAUUUUUAACUUAAUGUCAGAGCGCUAUAAUUUUUCUUUAACAACCUUUUCUCCCUCUGGAAAGCUGGUACAAAUUGAGUACGCUCUGAACGCUGUUCAAUCAGGGGCCACAUCUAUUGGAAUAAAAGCCACGAACGGUAUUGUUAUUGCUACUGAAAAAAAGCUCUCUUCAGUGUUGGUGGAUGAGACCAGUGUUGAUAAAAUUUCCCAGGUUAAUGAACAUAUUGGAGUGGUCUACAGUGGUUUAGGAGCAGAUUCGCGAAUUUUAGUUAAAAAGGCCCAAAAAAUUGCACAGGUUUACUACAAUAUAUAUAAAGAACAAAUGCCAACUUUACAAAAUGUGCUGGAAGUUGCUUCUGUUAUGCAGGAAUUUACACAAUCCGGAGGUGUUCGUCCUUACGGUGUUUCGUUGCUAAUGGCUGGCUACGACCAUCAAGGCCCGAAGCUCUACCAGAUCGACCCUUCAGGCUCUUAUUUUGCUUGGAAAGCUUCUGCUAUCGGACGAAAUUCCACUAAUGCUAAAAAUUUUUUAGAAAAAAGAUAUAAUAAGGAUAUGGAACUGGAAGAUGCCGUCCACACUGCCAUUCUUGCUUUAAAAGAAGGUUUUGAGGGGGAAAUGACGGAAAAUAAUAUUGAAGUUGGGAUAGCCGUAAAAGAUUCCUUUAAACGGUUGUUGCCGCAGGAAAUCAGGCUUUACCUGUCGAUUAUAUAAUAAAUAUU
Molecule: messenger RNA, 790 nt
Organism: Zophobas morio
Lineage: Eukaryota; Metazoa; Arthropoda; Insecta; Coleoptera; Tenebrionidae
Exons: 9
Coding region: 84-782 (232 amino acids)
Biological process (GO): proteasomal protein catabolic process; ubiquitin-dependent protein catabolic process
Cellular component (GO): proteasome core complex, alpha-subunit complex; proteasome core complex
Source: RefSeq, a predicted model, not a curated record